UGGCCAUUUCAUUGAUUUCGUCUUAUUUCCUAGUUGACUGUUCAUUUGUUACACUGAGAAUUAACAAGAAACUAGAUGACCUGAAAGGCUGAAAGUCAUCCCUGUUUAGCUGUAUAGACACCAUCAGCUUCCAAUUUUGGAGCAUUAUCUUAAAAUUGCUGAAACCCGGUUCUUGUAAUGGAUCCAACCUUUUUGCUAUGGUCCGAAUUUAAGGUGAAAAUGAUGUUGUACUUGUUUCUUAAGAAGGUAAAUUUUAUCAGUUUUUGAAUGGUUUUUCAUCGAAUUGGCUAACUCUAACAACACUUCAAACACUUCCCCAUUCCUAGGAUUAGUCUCCAUAAUCUUGUCUCUUAGUAUUUUUCUGCUUUUCUUUGUUGAAAAAGGAACCAGUUCCCCACUAGAGGUGCUUUAUCAAUGCAUGCUUAUACACAUAGCACCAGCUUUUCAACUGCCAGUAAGAGUUUUUCUGUUAAAGGAACUAGUGCUCAUAAUGUAUUUGCUUCUUUUGAUAUCUUCAAAGGAAAAGCUGCACUCUCUUUGGAUCCUGUUCUCCCAACAUUCACCAAAUUGGAAUCUGGAAAUCUUGUAGUUAGUCGGCGUGGUGUUGUCAUGUUGAAGUUCACUCCUGCCAUUGGCGAGCGCAAGUAUGACUGGGAAAAGAAGCAGGUAUUUGCUUUAUCAGCAACGGAGGUUGGCUCUCUGAUAAGCUUGGGUCCCAAGGAUUCUUGUGAAUUCUUUCAUGAUCCCUCAAUGAAAUCAAGUAAUGCUGGUCAAGUGAGGAAGAGCUUGUCAAUUAAGUGUCAUGCAGAUGGCAGUGGCUACUUGGUUUCUUUGGCUGUUGUGAACAACCUCCUCAAAACCAAAGAGAAUUUCAUAGUUCCUGUCACAGCUGCUGAAUUUGCUGUUAUGAAGACUGCUUGCAGUUUUGUGCUGCCCCACAUCAUGGGUUGGGAUAGGUUGAUGAGCAAUAUGCCGACAGUUGUAGGAGGGCAACAAUCAAAAGUGGUUCCACAACUUUUGGAUGAGUGGGAUAGAUGAAGUCCACCAGUAAUCUCAUCCGUAUCAAGCUUAAGGAACUUGGACUUGCAAACUUUUGUUCCUAGUACCAUGGACUUGCAAGAUUGUGUGCUUUAGCAUGGACUUAUCGUGUAUAGUGUAUUUUGAUCUGUUGCCAAAAGCUUAUUUGACCUGGUGUAGACAUUUCUGGCUUAAGAUGCUCAAGCGACUAUUUUCAGCAUGUUAUGUAUUUAAGAUAAUACUAGUGGGUUUCAGCUCAUUUAUGGGGAUGUUUUGCUUGAAGCCUUCGAAAUGAAAGGUUCUGAUUAAUGAAUAGAUUCGAUUAGUGUCUAA
Prunus dulcis (almond) is the source of this 1350-nucleotide messenger RNA. RefSeq names its product single-stranded DNA-binding protein WHY2, mitochondrial-like. The transcript has 7 exons. Lineage: Eukaryota; Viridiplantae; Streptophyta; Magnoliopsida; Rosales; Rosaceae. The coding region runs from base 415 to 1038 and encodes 207 amino acids. Gene Ontology annotation, molecular function: single-stranded DNA binding. The record is from RefSeq and is a predicted model, not a curated record. Gene Ontology annotation, biological process: defense response; regulation of DNA-templated transcription.